AUGACCUUCUCCAGUAUGGCGGUGACGCCUGUACGAGCCAAAGAUAUUGCCCCCACAAAGCUAUCCAUCAAAAACCGAUCUGAAUACCCUUCCAAAGGCUUUCCUAGAACUCUGGAGGAGCUGCACAUUAAUGAUAUCAAGCGAUGUGGAGUAGACACUGGUAUAUUCCAAUUAUCUAAGCUUAGAAUACUUGAUCUGAGCAACAAUAUCAUAGAGUUUGUGCCAGAGGCUCUUAAUUUAUUGCCUAACUUGAAAGAAUUGAAUCUUUCACACAACUCCUUGCAUUUGAGUAAGGCUAGACAGUGGGAUUGGCUGGGGGGUAACCUGUCAAAGACUUUGCAAUCACUGGAUUUGAGUCAUAAUGAACUUAUAGUUGUACCAAAUCAGAUCAGUAAGCUGCACCAGUUGAGUACACUGCUUCUCAAUUCAAACUGUUUGAGAGGGCUACCUGCAGGCAUAGGCAACUUGAAGAGCCUUAAGGUGUUUUCUGCUUCGAAAAACAAUAUUUCUUCUCUACCUGGGAGUAUGAAGAAGCUGAAGCUGCAAUCAAUUGAUGUCUCACACAACAGUUUUCUACAGGACAUACCCAGAAGGGCAGCGACAAUCUCCAACCCCCUACCCGUAUGCACCCUCAAAGAAUACUCUUCAAGAAAAGUGCUAGGAGCCAGAUUGGCCUACCCCCCGGGUUCUCUACCCUCAACUGUCAUCCACUACUUGGACAACGCCAACUACUGCGUCUGCGGCCGCGCAUGCUUCCAAGUCUACGUCAAGAGCUCGCAUCACCUGAUGCUGACCAGUAUCGCCGAAACGGUGAACACUUCCGUGGGAGAGAAGAUGUUCGUGCCCAUGGACUGUUACUUUUGCUCGAUGAAGUGCUUCAGUGUGGCUUUUCAGGCGCGGAAUAGAAAUCCUAUCGUUAGGUAG
This is a messenger RNA of Phaedon cochleariae (mustard beetle), 924 nucleotides long. NCBI's taxonomy places the organism in Eukaryota, Metazoa, Arthropoda, Insecta, Coleoptera, Chrysomelidae. The record is from the annotation of a GenBank genome assembly.